AUGGCUCACCACGUACUGUUGUGCGCAUGCGCGCUGCUGGGCGCGGCCAGUGCGGGCUACCUGGGCUCUCCCGCCGUCUCCUACUCGGCGGCUCCCGCCCUGCGAGGCGGCCUGCCUUACAACGCCGGACUCGGAUUCACAGGUAACGUGCGCUCAAGCUCAGCAUAUUUUGCUACAAGCCAGGCCACCGGCUACUCUAGCGUCGCCCCCGGUACCGCCGGCCUGGGACGCCUGGGUGCGUCCUCCGCCGAGGCCGUCGACGCCUACUACGACCCCAACCCGCAGUACAGCUUCAGCUACAGCGUCAGCGACGCCCUGACCGGCGACGCCGAGCAGCAGCAGGAGAGCCGCAGCGGCGACGUGGUGGAGGGCAGCUACAGCCUGGUCGAGCCCGACGGCAGCGUCCGCACUGUCCAGUACACUGCCGCCCCUGAAGCCGGUUUUAACGCCGUCGUCUCCUAG
Messenger RNA from Schistocerca piceifrons (Central American locust), 462 nucleotides. RefSeq names its product cuticle protein 21-like. The transcript has 3 exons. Bases 1 to 462 code for a protein of 153 amino acids. The record is from RefSeq and is a predicted model, not a curated record. NCBI's taxonomy places the organism in Eukaryota, Metazoa, Arthropoda, Insecta, Orthoptera, Acrididae. Gene Ontology annotation, cellular component: extracellular matrix.